Elephantulus edwardii (Cape elephant shrew) is the source of this 480-nucleotide messenger RNA. It is a transcript of the gene GGACT, whose product is annotated as gamma-glutamylamine cyclotransferase. Gene Ontology annotation, molecular function: gamma-glutamylaminecyclotransferase activity. NCBI's taxonomy places the organism in Eukaryota, Metazoa, Chordata, Mammalia, Macroscelidea, Macroscelididae. The coding region runs from base 10 to 480 and encodes 156 amino acids. The record is from RefSeq and is a predicted model, not a curated record. The transcript has a single exon.
CUUGCCAGAAUGACCCAGGUCUUCGUCUAUGGGACUCUCAAGAGAGGACAGCCCAACCACCAGGUCAUGCUGGACCGUGCCAAUGGCACUGCGACCUUCCAGGGCCGGGGCCACACGGUGGAGCCCUACCCUCUGGUGAUUGCCGGCGAGCACAACAUCCCGCGUCUGCUGAACCUCCCAGGGAGGGGACACUGUGUGGCCGGAGAGAUCUAUGCCGUCGAUGAGCAGAUGCUGCGGUUCCUCGAUGAGUUUGAAUGCUGCCCUGACAUGUACCAGCGCACACAGGUGAAGGUUGAGGUCCUCGAGUGGGAAGGUGACAGCAGCAGCCUUGAGGAGAUGCCAGGUGCUCGCCGGACCCUGCAGUGCUUCGUGUACAGCACAGACACCUACGCGCCGGAGUGGGUCCACCUCCCAUACCUCGACAGUUACGACUCUCAGGGGAACCACGGGCUUCGCUACAACCCACGCGAGAACAGGUGA